Molecule: messenger RNA, 745 nt
Organism: Perca fluviatilis (European perch)
Lineage: Eukaryota; Metazoa; Chordata; Actinopteri; Perciformes; Percidae
Product: high choriolytic enzyme 1-like
Exons: 8
Biological process (GO): proteolysis
Molecular function (GO): zinc ion binding; metalloendopeptidase activity
Source: RefSeq, a predicted model, not a curated record
CAGAUUUGCAGUUUAACUGGAGAGGACCACCAUCAUGACUCCAGUGAUCUUUCUCGUCCUCUUCCUGUCGCUGACGAACGUUCUCCCGGGAACAACAGGAGCUCCAACAAAAAAGUCGAUGGACGUCUCUAAAAUCAUUGAGAGAGCUAAUGCUGGCAUAAAAACGCUCCUGAUGAACGGUGACAUUGUGCCAAAUUUAAAGAGGAAUGCCGACCCCUGCGUGACCAAAGGCUGCAUGUGGCCCAAAACUGGAAGUUACGUCUACGUGCCUAUCACCAUCGGCUCUGAAUACACCAGAGCAGAGCGCAACAUCAUCAUUAAUAGCCUGUUGACCUUCCAUCAAUUCACCUGCAUUCGCUUUGUCUGGCAUACUACGCAACAGGAUUACCUCAGCUUCUUCUCUGGAACUGGGUGUUGGUCCUACGUGGGCCGGCAGGGAGGCGUACAGCAAGUGUCCCUGUUGAAAAACGGUUGUCUGUACACAGCCACGGUGGAGCACGAGGUUCUCCACGCUCUGGGCUACAAUCACGAGCAUGUCCGCUCCGACAGAGACUCUUACGUCUCCAUCCUCACGGCGAACAUUGAGCCAGGAUUUGAAUCAAACUUCGAGAAGGUGGCAACUAACAACUUGGGUACUCCCUACGACUUCAACUCUGUCAUGCAGUACAGCAAAUACUCCUUUUCCAAAAACGACUUGCCAACCAUCACCGCUAAAAGCAAUCCUAACCUUGAGGUUGAAAAGCCC